This is a messenger RNA of Penicillium salamii, 2457 nucleotides long. NCBI's taxonomy places the organism in Eukaryota, Fungi, Ascomycota, Eurotiomycetes, Eurotiales, Aspergillaceae. The record is from the annotation of a GenBank genome assembly.
AUGCCUCGGGGUAGACCUAAAUCUCAAUUGGCACCAUGUCGGUUUUGUCACAGAGAAUUCAAGCGGCUAGAGCAUCUGAAACGACAUGAGCGUACUCGUGGGUAUUGCCCUUCCAAGGUUCAAUUCCUCGCCAUAGCUAAUCUGGCAAUUGUUCUAGAUACACAGGAGAAGCCAUUCCAAUGUCAAUGUGGACAGUCUUUUUCUCGGCAGGACCUGUUAAGUCGCCAUGAAAGACUUCAUCAUCCCCAAGGGUCGACAGCCAGGCCAAAUUCCGCCUUGGUCAGCCCAGAGAUCAUUGAAGAACCCGAGAAUAGAUCAUUCCUUCAAGAUGAGAAUUUGACGCAGCUACCAUCGAGCUUGCAUCGCUCAUCUUUGUCAGACACGACUCUCUCCACUCCCUGCAAUUUGCCUCCAUUGGCUGAGAGCUCUUAUGGAAUGGAUUUGACUCAAGAUGCACUACAGUUGCCGGAUCUUUCUUGGGACUACGACGCCUUUUCGUUUCCUGAUUUCAUACCUUCUCAAUUCCUCGAUACAGAUAUCUCUCUCAGCGAUCUGUUCCAGCAAGCCCCAGCCCAAAAGGAGCUGGAUACAAAUGCAUUUGCUGCGUCGGGUCCCGUUCCAGGUCCUCAAGAUCACACCCUGGCUCAGAAUCAGAGCUCUCUCCUUCACAAUUCUCUGCAUGACAACAUGAAUUUGAAGCAUCCCCCACGCUUCCCAUCUAUGGGUGAUCAACUUGAUAUCAGUAACAUGGACACAAGAUCGGACGUUGCCAAUUGUCCAUGGGCUGUAUCACCCUCUAAUUACAAAGCAAUCGUGGACAAAAUCGCGACCUCUAAGCCGACAUUACUUGACACAGCAUUUCCAUCAAAAGGUGCUUUGGUGCGCUAUCUGGAAGGAUAUUUCCGCAAAUUCCAUGACCAUCUACCGUUUCUUCAUGUGGCAUCAUUCAGACCAGAGAAUAUCGGAAUCGAGCUUCUUCUUUCCAUGGCUGCACUUGGUGCCUUUUACUGCUUCGAGCAUGUCGAAGGCUAUCGCUUGUAUGGCGCAACGCGGUCUCUGAUUGAGUCCGAUCUAAAAUCUCGACGCACUGAACUGAUUAAUCAAUUGACAUCCCGAGCUCCGAGAUACGUGGGGAAAGACAGCACACUUAGUCCGUUGACAUCCUCAUCUCCAAUCCUGUCGCAUACAACAGAGACCCCUCGGCCGGAUUCCUCGUCAGUCGAAGAGGAAGGCUCACAAGCUCGGCUUGAAAGAGCACAGGCAUUGAUAAUCCUCACAGCCGUGGGCACGUGGGGAGAUAAAUCACUCCUUCAGGAUAGUCUGGCUAUGAGCGGUCAGCUCGCCGAAUUGGUACGCCAGCUAGGAAUUGGUUUACCAGACGAUGUCAGCAAUAUGAAUCUUGGAUGGGUAGCUUGGGUCGCUCACGAGCAACUACGGCGCACAUUGCUCGUAGCAUACAUUAUUCUCAACUUGAACAGCAUCAUAUCCAAUACCCCGCCCAUGGUCUUGAAUCAACAAGUUGCCCUAUGUCUCCCAUCCUGUGAGGCUGAGUGGGGUGCCAAUUCAUCAGUCGCAUGGCAGCACCAUCGAGAGGUUUCCGCUCUGAGGGAGCGUCCAUUUGUCCAAACGUUGAAUCAAUUGUUCGUUGGCCAGAGCAUAUGUGAUGAAUGGGGUGUAUCAGCUUUUUCAAACUAUGUCUUGAUCCACGCGAUCAUUCAGAACAUAUAUUUUGAAAUCCAGGUUCGUCCAGAGAAUUCACCUGCUCCACCUGAACUUCUUAAAUCCUUCGAGAGAGCCCUUCAGUUGUGGCAAAACUCCUGGGAGACCACAUGGGAGUCGACUCUUGACCCAAAUUCACCCAAGGGCCCCAUUGGAUUCAACGCAACAGCGUUGUUGCGUCUAGCCUACAUACGACUGAACAUCAGGACGCGGCUGUUCCAUAAUUUUGUCAACAGUGAUAUUUCAAAAACAAAGGAAAUCAUUGCCAGCUUCAGAGAUAUAUCUAUUACCCGAAAUGCACCAUUGGAUCGGACAAUCCUUCAAUGCAUACAUGCCCUUAGCAUUCCUGUGAGGGUCGGGAUUCAGAACGUGGCCUGUACCCAAGUAAUGCAUUGGGGCAUCCAACAUUCUAUAAGUCACCUCGAAUGCGCAUUGCUUCUUACCUUGUGGGUGCAAAACAUCGCAGAGGCUGUUCAGGCCAACGGCAUCGCUACUUUGCGCGGGGAUGAAAUCAAACUACUCACUAUGGCAAAGGGCCUCGUCAGAGAAACCCAUUUACAGGGAAGUAUCCAUUAUCAAGAAGAGACAGCGGCAAACAUACGUCGUCUUGCGAUAUCGAUCGCUCGGCUUUGGGCUGAAAUAUCUAGUGGAACACACAUAUUUGACAUUGUUCGUCGAGUUGGAAUCUGUCUGUCGGUAAUUUCUGAUACACUGGAGGUCGAGCAUCCUGUAUUAUAG